Molecule: messenger RNA, 6188 nt
Organism: Liolophura sinensis
Lineage: Eukaryota; Metazoa; Mollusca; Polyplacophora; Chitonida; Chitonidae
Product: gamma-tubulin complex component 6-like
Exons: 33
Coding region: 218-5038 (1606 amino acids)
Biological process (GO): meiotic cell cycle; spindle assembly; microtubule nucleation
Cellular component (GO): microtubule organizing center; gamma-tubulin complex; spindle pole
Molecular function (GO): gamma-tubulin binding; microtubule minus-end binding
Source: RefSeq, a predicted model, not a curated record
GGUUUACGAAGAACUCAUCGGCCGGACCAUAACAAUUGUUAUACAAAACCAUAAAUGACAGCAAGGUUUAGAUUGUUGCCUGGAAAAUACGUGUAUCCAACAUCUCAUUCGAUGUUUCAACUUUAUCCUUUAAGGUGGAAAGGUUGAAUAAUACUGUUUUGAGUCAGAUAACCCCAACAGAUGUAAAGCAACCAGUGGGUGAUCAUUUGAACCUUUCAUGAGCGACAAAAAAGUUUCUCAGUGGUUGAAACACUGUGUGUGCAGUCAAACAUGUACUACAAUGGAUAACACAGAAGAAGAGGAAAUAGGGAUAACUGCCUUGUUCUCUAAGUUGUGUGAAGUACAUAUAGGAGAGUGGAAGAGGGCUCAUUUUGUUCAACCAGACCAUGACAAGGAUUUUGUGAAGAGAAAAUUAAAAAAAAGUCUUUAUGAUGUGCUCCUUUCUUUUCAUCAGCGUCCAGAGAGAGAUGUCAAUGAACUUGGAGUUAAAGAGCGUAUUGUGUCUUAUGGUUUACAUCUGCGGUGGGAACGAAAGUUUGAUGAAGCCACUCGCCUAGAAGAUUUGUUGUCCAACCUGAUCAACACACAAGAUGACACUGUCUUUGCUAUGCUCCAACUUCUGUCAUUGUUGAUCAACACGUCUUGUGUGACAAAACGAACCUCAUGUACCAUUGGACAUAUAGGGCAGAGUCUCCCUGUUGUCUUGAGAAAGGGUAGUCAGCCAGUUCUUCCUAGUGGCCCCUUAGAAUAUGGAGAUAGCUGCUUUGAGAAUACCAACAAACACCACUUUAUGCAUUUUCCCAGAAGCCUGUUUGAAGAUGGAGCCUUGGUACCUGAUACAAGUUUCAGUCAGGUGUGUGAAUUACCUCCAGGCCUCUCAGAGACAGGGUUCUUCAGUGUGCAGGGUUCUGUGGAUGAUGGUGAUGACUCUUUGUUUGCAGACCAUGAUGAGGACAGAAAGAAUGGAAAAAUUGCGCUCAAAUUGCGAAAUUCAGAUGUCAUCGAUAUAUCAGAAGACGAUGGCUACUUGUCAAACUCGACGUUAUCGGUGCCAUCAGAGCAGAGCUCAGGUACUGAAUCCUUGGACAUGAGUGUUUGGGACCUGGCCCUGCAACAUGUCUCAUCUCCACUCUUUACAUGGGAAAACUUGGGAUGGAAUCGUGGACCUUUAGAGAGACCUUACCUGACACAAUUAGGGCCUAAGGCUGUAUCUGAGGUGUAUGACAUUUGGCAGAGAAUAAUCCUGCUUUUGGAGGAGCCCUGUAUGAGCACUAGAAUGGAAAUUUCCCAGCGACAACUGGUACAGGAUGUGAUUAACCUGCUGAUGGGCAUCACAUCAAAUUCUUUCCAGUUCGAUCAGGUGAGAGAUGAGUUUGUUAUGAAGGAAGGGCUUUGUAUGAUAGGGUUCACCCCAGAGUCCAUGCAGGAUUUCUGUUCUGAUUUACUGGAAUGUGGGAGCCAGUGCCGCAAGCUGAUAACCUUUUCCCGGCCUCCUGUGGUGGACUCUUUCUACCAGAAAGGACUGGUGUACCAGGCAUUUGUCAAGGGUGUCCACACAUAUCUACAGCUGUACUGGGCAGCCAUCCUCUCUCUCUCACCAGACACAUCUCUGUUCAAGAUCAAGUUCCAGUGCCGCAAGUUAAUGAGACAAAUCAGAUUUGUAUUCACUGUAUGUGAAGAAUGUGAAGCUAUUGUCUCGAAAGCACAGAGUGGUCAACAGUGUCCUUAUGGAACACGCCUGCUGUCCUACCUUUACAAGUGUACUAUGAAUGCUCACCACACCCCUUCAUAUUACUUGAUGUUGUUCUUCCUGAAGACAGCUUUAACACCCUUCUGUCAGUUCAUCCAGGACUGGAUCUAUCAUGGCGUUUGCAGGGACUACCACGGAGAAUUUUUAUUUCGCAUGACAGAUAACAUUCACAGCAGAGAUAAACACUUCUGGAGGAAUGCAUUUGUUUUAAAGGAUGGAAAUGAAGAUGAAAAUGUGCCACUCUUUUUAGCCGGUGUUGUAAAUGAUAUUUUCAUCUGUGGAAAAUCUCUAUGCCUCAUGAAACUCUGUAAUCCACAGCAUUUUAUUUGCAAUGUGUCAGAAGGAGACACCCCCAAAGUCAAGUUCUCAGUCUCUGAGGAUGAGAUUGGCAGUCAGGCGACUGAGUGCUCUGUCUAUGAGCAACGCAUGAGGCAAAUUGCACAGCAAGUGAUUGUUUCCAGGGAAGAGAUGAAAAGAAGAGCCGAACAGACAAGAAUUGAAUUGAUAGAAAAGGCAAGGUUGGCAAAUUUGAAAGAUGUUAGCCGUUAUGAAGCUAGAGUGACAGCCCAUAGAGAAGCCCUCGAUGCUAAGAAAAGGAAAGAAUUCAAGGAGUUAAAGGAGCAAAUGGAAAAAGACCUUCAGAGGAGAUCAGAGGAAAGGGCAAAAGAGAAAGCCGAGGAUAAGCAGUACAUGGACAGGUUGAUGAGGCGAGAGGAGACAAUGGAUCGACAGGAAGCAGAGCUGGAGCUUCAGGCUAGGUUGGACUUGAUAAACUUUUAUUCAAAUCUGACUGAGGAUGCAGCCCAUAGAGAGAGAAAGGCCUUGUGGAAAGUGCAAAGAGGCCGUCUAGCUGCAGCCCGUCUGGAAUUUCUUGUGCAGCAGGAAGUGAAAUGGCGACAAGAAUUGGCGAAAAUGACAAGUUCUCCAGCUGAGACUGGUCAACUGGACACUGGGGAUGGUGGAGAGCUACCUGCUUGGGCAGAGAAAGGAUUGGAUGCUGAGACUGUCGUCGUAGCUGAUGAAAAAGAAGAAGAUAGUGGGCUUCCAAACUGGGCCCGUAGGGGUGUCAGAGACUCAGCCAAUCCAUGCCUGGUGUUAGAUGUAAAAACUGAUGACCUGCCAUCUUGGGUCUUACACAGACUCGCGUCUUCUCCUGACGGCGAGGAAAGUCUCCUUAUUGUCAAGGACAGUCAGACGGCUGUAAAUAAGGAACCAAAAGGUAAAACAGGAAAUCAACCUGGGGACCUACCUGCGUCAUGUUCUUCAGAUACUGCAGGUGAUUUGAGCCCAAAUGAGGUGACAACGUCAUCAAAGCCAUCUAUGUGGCAAUCAGGGAUCAAAGGUACGCUGGACAUUCCUAUCCACCUGGCAGAAGAUAUGGAGGAAGAGUGCAUGUGGACAGGUGCUUUUAAAGAAUCUGAAGAAGGGGGAGGUGACAAACCUUCGAUGAAAGCUUCUGUUGAAUCAGCAGAAGAAAUCCAGUACAAGCCUGUAGUACAGCUCAACACAAAUGUCCACUCGACAACAGAGACCAUUGAGCAAGAUGCAAGACCUCACAUACGAAAAGUUGGUGACAAGGAUGUUAAUAAAGAAUCCAGCAGUGAGGGUUUGAAUGUCCCUCGAUUAAAACGUUUUGCAGACAAGCAUUCCACCAAAGAAUCAGCCCCAGAAACAACCAAGGUGAAGAAGGCCAGUUUUUUUGGACAUGUCUCUCAACUCUCUAACAUGGAGUUUGUUGUUGCUGCUCCAAAGCUGAAGCGUCCGAAAGAAAUACACAUCACUAGUGAGUCAGAUUUCAAAAACUUUGCCAUCAAGCCAAACAUUAGGUUGAGCAAACAAAUGUACGCUUCAAAGGAAAGUAAAGCAGCAGAUGGUCUUGCGACACCACACUUAAAACGUGUUUCCAACAAACACGCCUCAGUAGAAUCAGAGUUUGUUGACCAUGAUGCACUGCGUAUAGAUUAUUUCAAACAGAGGAAUAUACAUGGUCAUGCUGCAGACUCUAGUGUGCAGAGAAUUUUGUACGGAGAGAAGUUCGGGAAAGCUGGAGAUGAUACUGAUAGUGCAGCAGAAGUUCUGGAUAUAGUCCCGCUGAGUGAACACUUUGAUCUGUCCCUGAAAUAUGUGCCAGUGGAGAUGUACGCAGACAACUUUGAUGUUCUGAAUGAGAACCCAUGUGUAAACCUGCAAGAGAAUGUUAUAAACAUUACAGCUGGAAUGGCAGGAAUUCGCAACAGCAUGAUGCUGGAAAAGAAACUUUCUGAGCACUCUUCCCUUUCUCUUUUGGUGAAGGCCUCGUUUACUGCUCCACUGCUGGCACAGAUUUCCUUGGUGAACGAUUGUGUUCUGGGAUACUUUAUAGAGGAUCUUCAGAUUGAUAAGCACUUUGAGGCUCUCAGAAGGUACAUGCUUAUGGAGGAUGGGGAAUUUGCUUUAGCCGUGGGAGAGCUCCUGUUUGAAAAGCUUGUGUCACCUUCCAGAGCAGAGGGAUGGAAUACAUUGUUUUGUCAAAGUGUCCUAAACAAGGCUUGCAGGCUGUCCAUAAACCCAGAUGAUAAAUAUGCCAACAACUUGGUUCUGCUUUUGCCACAUCAGUUAAGCACCACAUCAAGAGAUGGCCUUGACUGUUUUGGACUUCGAUACCAGGUCACUUGGCCGCUGAAUAUUGUCAUCACCGACCGCAGUGUUGUCUUAUACAGCAAGAUUUUCAACUACAUGCUACACAUUCGCUAUGCUGCUUGGUUACUGAAGGCAAUCUGGCACAAGCUCAAACGAGACGGUCUCGUCUUGAAAAUAGUGAACUGUAGUCAAUUUCGACAGUUACAGUUUUUCAGACAGGUGAUGCAGCAUUUUGUCAUGCUGAUCCAGGGUUACAUUGCUAACCAGGUUAUCCAUGUGACCUGGCUUGAGUUCCAGACAACCCUACACCAGGAUGUCCACAAUUUGGACCAGCUGUACGAAGCUCACCAAGUGUUCAUCAACACUGCUGAUUUCAGAUGCUUGCUGACUCAUGGUGCACAGCCUAUUAUGAAGGUGAUUCGCAAAAUUUUUGAAUGCAUCAAGAACUUCUACUUUAUUUUGCACUCCGCAUCAUGGCACAAGAACCCUUCAACAGGAGAGAUUACCCACCCAAAUUUCAGCGCACUUUCUGAUAACUUCAGAGUCUCACAGCGUCUCACAGGGUUGCUAUUCAAAGCUGUGACACGGUUAGCAGAAUGUGGUCACCAGCCCCAUUUAGAAGAGCUCCUGCUUAGGUUAAACUUCAAUAAUUACUUUUCAAAUAUUUAAAAUGAUUUAGGUAAGAAAUAUACUUUUACCCCCAGACCAGGGUAGGCCAUUUGGACAUUGAUGUCAUCUAAAAAUCUUCUGAAGCAAUCCAUGUACCUUUAGAUUUGGAGAACUUCUUUAUCUCUGCUGUAGCAUAAAGCAUGAAAAUACUGAACUAUUUCACCUUCCGAUCAUUCUGUUUUUCACAUUAGUGCAGCACAAGUGGCUGCAUGUGCUGAAGUAGCAGCGAAAUUAAAACCUUCUUUGCCAGAUAUGAAAAUUUAAUGGUGAUAUUGAUUCGCUUUUUUUGUUCAAAGACAGAACAUGGAGAAUUAUGCCCGACAGGAUUACAGCCAUUCAGGCCGUAGAGAUCCAGCCUUAUUUGUCAUGGAAUAAGCAUCAAUUCUUUGAUACAUAAAGUAGCAGUGUAUUUUUUCUCUGCUUGGAGGUUUGGAGAAUGUGUUUAUCUCUGCUGUAGCAUAAAGCAUGAAAAUACUUUUCUGACCUUUGACCUAAUUUCCCUGAUCAGAAUUCUUAUUUGGCCUUCCAGCAUUAUAUCUUCAACCAGCAGUGCUAUCUAUCAAUAUUCAGAGAAACUAUGAAAUCAUUCAUUGAGUCACAGGCAGGUCUUCCCAGACCAGAUUGAAUUGUGAUCAGCUCGAUUUAUUUUCAACGUACUUUUUUAUGUUACACUUCCUAUCCUGCUCAAAAAUGGUCACAGUAUCUCAAAUUCUAAUGAAAUGUUAUUAAGUACUUCAUUACUUCAGAGAAAUCCUUGACAGGUCAGUGCAAGUAAUGUUUGACCUCUUUUUUUUAUUGCAUUUUCACAAUUACCAAGUCAAAUGUUAGAUUCUGUACCUAAUCAGGUUGUGAAAAUUUUGCCUACUUAUCAGAUUAUAUUUACCUCUUCAGUGUAGUGUUUACACAACUGUAUGUCUGGCAAUUUUAUAUCUAAUAUUUUGGAUAGUGAGACCCUAGUGUGAUGAGUGGAUGAGCAAAUUGGAUUUGGUUGGCUCAGCAUUGUGUGUGAAUUUUUAGCUUACAAAGUUAGAUGACGUAUUAUAACAAUUUGUUAUUGAAAUGAAUGCUUAUGUAUUUUAUGCACUUAAGUGAUUUUGUUUUUAUUAUUCGUUUUGUAUUAAUCAAAUGAAAAUGAAAUAAACCUGCCAUU